Molecule: messenger RNA, 3030 nt
Organism: Mugil cephalus (flathead mullet)
Lineage: Eukaryota; Metazoa; Chordata; Actinopteri; Mugiliformes; Mugilidae
Gene: nmt1a
Product: N-myristoyltransferase 1a
Exons: 12
Coding region: 52-1509 (485 amino acids)
Biological process (GO): N-terminal peptidyl-glycine N-myristoylation
Cellular component (GO): cytoplasm
Molecular function (GO): glycylpeptide N-tetradecanoyltransferase activity
Source: RefSeq, a predicted model, not a curated record
AGGUUUAAAGACGUACAGCGCACGCGGUGGCUCCUCAUUUCCUGGUUGAAGAUGGCGGAUGAGAAUGAGACAGCACCGCUGCCGGAGAAAGAAGAUGUAGAGGACCACGGACACUGCAGCGACUGUGAAAAUGAAGAGCACCACUUUGACGAUGGUGACAGGGGUCUGGGUGAUGACACUGGCGCCAAGAAGAAGAAAAAGAAGCAGAAAAAGAAGAAGAAAUCUGGUGCCACAGAACCUGCCCAGGAUCCCCUAGCCAAGGUGAAUUCAUUGCCAGCUGAUAAGCUACAGGAGAUCCAAAAGGCCAUUGAGCUGUUCUCUGUUGGCCAAGGUCCAGCCAAAACCAUGGAGGAGGCGACUCGAAGGAGUUAUCAGUUCUGGGACACACAACCUGUACCCAAGCUAGGUGAGACUGUGACAUCACACGGCUCCAUUGAACCUGACAAAGACCACAUUCGAGAGGAGCCAUACAGCCUCCCACAGGGCUUCAGCUGGGAUACCCUCGACCUGGGGAACGCUGCUGUGCUCAAAGAGCUCUACACCCUUCUCAAUGAGAACUAUGUGGAAGAUGAUGACAACAUGUUCAGAUUUGACUACUCUCCUGAGUUCUUGCUUUGGGCUCUGCGGCCCCCUGGCUGGUUGCCUCAGUGGCAUUGUGGAGUGAGGGUUAACUCCAACCAGAAGCUGGUUGGCUUCAUCAGUGCCAUUCCUGCCACCAUCCAGAUCUAUGACAUAGACAAGAAAAUGGUUGAGAUUAAUUUCCUGUGCGUCCACAAGAAGCUUCGCUCCAAGCGAGUCGCUCCAGUUCUGAUCAGAGAGAUCACCAGACGGGUCAACCUGCAGGGCAUCUUCCAGGCAGUGUACACUGCUGGAGUGGUACUGCCUAAACCUGUGGGCACGUGCAGGUACUGGCAUCGGUCUCUGAACCCACGCAAACUAAUCGAGGUGAAGUUCUCCCAUCUGAGCAGGAACAUGACUAUGCAGCGCACCAUGAAGUUGUACCGCUUGCCUGAGGCCCCGAAGACUUCUGGUCUGCGGCCGAUGACCAAGAAGGAUGUGCCAGUGGUGCAUCGCCUCCUCCGUGAGUACUUGAGCCAGUUCAACCUGGCGCCCGUCAUGAACCAGGAAGAGGUGGCGCACUGGUUGCUGCCUCGGGAGAACAUUAUCGACACUUACCUGGUGGAGAACGACGGCAAAGUGACGGAUUUCCUGAGUUUCUACACACUGCCCUCUACUAUAAUGAAUCACCCUGUGCACCGUAGUCUAAAAGCAGCGUACUCCUUCUACAACGUGCACACCACCACCCCCCUGCUCGACCUGAUGUCCGACGCCCUCAUUCUGGCCAAAUCGAAAGGAUUUGAUGUCUUUAAUGCACUGGAUCUAAUGGAAAACAAGACUUUCUUGGAGAAGCUUAAGUUCGGCAUCGGUGACGGGAAUCUACAGUAUUACCUGUACAAUUGGAAGUGUCCCAGCAUGGGGUCAGAAAAGGUCGGGUUGGUUCUGCAGUGACGUCCUUAAAAGCCCUAAGCAAGUGUCACCAACAGACCAGGAGACCGCACUGAACACCUGACAGAUGGACUGAUGACUUCCUGCUUUAGGAAAGGAAAACCACCGCCCAUUUUUACUUUUUGACCUUUUGAACUUUGACCUGCACUACUGCUGCCAGGCAGGGAGGCAGGAAGAGUAUUCAGCUCUUCCUCCUCCCUCGAUCACGCGGACCUUAAGCCAUUGUAGUUACCAUCCAAAACAACUGUAUUACAUCUGAAAGCUGUCUUGAUUGUACCAAACACACUUACACACAAGAACAGUUUGCACAGAUUUCUGGAUACCAAACAUUCACUGUUGGCAUACCCACACAACAUACAUUACAUGUAAAUAUGUGAAACAUCAGAGCUGCGGAUUAUGCCCUAACACCAACAGACUAGAACCUACUGUUUCAUUUUAUUCCUAAAUGUCAGAAGUUCUUUUUGCAAUUAAAAUAAAACUGUCAUCCUUACAUUUUAGAGAUAAAAAAGGAAAAUGAUCGAAAAAUAUUUUAAAUGAGGAAAAGGCUCAAAAAGAUGAGGUAAUAAAUACCAAACGUGGACACAAGAAAAAGGGCUUCUGUUAAGAGUUUUCUUGUCAAGCUUGACACCGUGUCUUUUUUUUUUAUUUUGCUCAUCACCCUCUGUUCUAGCUGUCAUGGAGAGUUUACGUUCAUCUCCUGGAGUCGCUCUCAUCUAUAUUAGUUUUCAUCAACCUCCUCCCCAGCUUGCUGCACUAACAAAAGAAACCUUACAACACAGGCUGAUUAGGCGUAAGUUGGAGACAAGAAUCCCUUCUGAUAAGGUGGGACUGCUUCAGACAGUCUGACCGCAUUCUGCCAUGUUGACUAGACACAUCAGCAGUGAUAAGAUUUACUACAGCAGAUCUUGAUUUAAUUGGGCCUCAGUUGCACCGUCUAUUCUUAUGAUCCCACUAACGUUGACUUAUAUUCCCAAAAACUCUUCAAGGCCUCAGGGGAAAAUCAGAAAUCCAAAGGAUGUGAGGUCUUUUUUUUAAAGACUUUUCGAGCUCAUUAUUUCUUAAUGGAAUCAUACAGGAUGGAUUUAUGGAAUAAAAACAUCAAGCCAUAUAGUAACUUAAACAGUUGGCGGCAUGUUUGAUUAUUUGCUGUAUAAAUGCAUGGUUGUGGUGGGGUUUCUCCGAACUGAUGAAAUAACAUCAUUAAUAACAUGCAACAAGUCCACGUGAAAUAUUUCACCCAAUUCAGCAUAUUGAGUCUGAUCAUACAGGUGCCAUCAGUAGGUGAAGGUUCCAGGUGGAUGUUGGAGCUGGAGCCGUGAACAGCAGUCUACACAGGAUGAUGAUCCCUGGGGAAAUGUCCCAAACAAAGUGUUUCUUAUGUAUAAUGUUGGUUCUGUUUUCGAACAGUGGUUUAAAAAAAAAAAAAAAAUGGAUCUGCGGUGAUGAUGCAGGAAGUGAAUGUGAAGAUGCAAGUGAUUUUUUUGUUUUUCUUUUGAGAAAAUAAAAAUAAAAUCUAGAAGUUGG